GUAUAUGAUGUGACUACAAGCCAAUCAUUAUACUCGUAUCCUAAAUGUGCGAAUCCCCGUAAAUUACUAUUGCAUUGUGGGACUUCUUGUACGGUCUUUUCUGAUCCAUCUCUGAAGCCAUCAUGACUCUGGUUCUACCUGAAAAGUUUCAGCACAUCUUGCGUGUUCUGAACACCAACAUUGAUGGCAGACGCAAGAUCAUGUUUGCCCUCACCGCCAUCAAGGGUGUAGGAAGACGUUACGCCAAUGUUUGCUGUCGAAAGGCCGAUAUUGACCUGACCAAACGUGCUGGUGAAUUGACAGAAGAAGAGGUUGAGAAGGUGAUCACCAUCAUCGGCAACCCGCGCCAGUACAAGAUCCCCGACUGGUUCCUGAACAGGCAGAAGGACGAGCGCGACGGCAAAUUCAGUCAGGUCCUGGCCAACGCCCUGGACAACAAACUCCGCGAGGACUUGGAGAGACUGAAGAAGAUCCGGGCCCAUCGCGGUCUGCGUCACUACUGGGGUCUGCGUGUCAGAGGACAGCACACCAAGACCACUGGCAGAAGAGGAAGAACAGUGGGUGUGUCCAAGAAGAAGUAGACCAAUCAGAGCCCAAGAUUGUCAACAUGGGGGUGUGUCCUUGAGGGAAGCGGCCAAUCAGACAACAUCGUGCAUAUACUGCCCUUCUUGUGCCAAAGGGGGCAAACAUGGCUCAACAGACCUUUGUCAAGUUACAUUUCAUUGGAAUUUUGAAGUAAAAAGUUGCAAGGGACAUAUUUUGCGAGAUCAAUAAAUGCCCAAAACAGGGAAUAUUUGGUAAAAAGGA
This is a messenger RNA of Patiria miniata (bat star), 807 nucleotides long. RefSeq names its product 40S ribosomal protein S18 (gene rps18). Gene Ontology annotation, biological process: translation. Bases 123 to 581 code for a protein of 152 amino acids. Gene Ontology annotation, molecular function: RNA binding; structural constituent of ribosome. The transcript is spliced from 5 exons. The record is from RefSeq and is a predicted model, not a curated record. Gene Ontology annotation, cellular component: cytosol; small ribosomal subunit; ribosome. Lineage: Eukaryota; Metazoa; Echinodermata; Asteroidea; Valvatida; Asterinidae.